This is a messenger RNA of Fukomys damarensis (Damara mole-rat), 2140 nucleotides long. It is a transcript of the gene Ccdc77, whose product is annotated as coiled-coil domain containing 77. The transcript is spliced from 12 exons. Gene Ontology annotation, cellular component: centrosome. The record is from RefSeq and is a predicted model, not a curated record. Bases 94 to 1569 code for a protein of 491 amino acids. Lineage: Eukaryota; Metazoa; Chordata; Mammalia; Rodentia; Bathyergidae.
CCAUCAAAAUAGAGGAGCUCCUGAUCUUACUACUGAUUAAAAUGAAGAUUGUGAAUGAACCUUUUAAAAAUUUAUAGGUGUGAAUAAGACAGCAUGAACUUUACCCUGACACGCACCCCUGUCUGCAGAAAACCAGCAGUUGCCUCAAAACACGGUGUUGCCUCUAGCGUUAGUGGUCCCACCAGGUGGAAGGAAAUGGCAGAUCUGAUGGAGUCAACUCCCUUGCCUUCGAUCAAAGACCGCCUGGCUGUCCUCUGCCCUUCCCAGGAGCUUCUGGAAUAUUAUCAAAAGAAGAUGGCUGAGUGUGAGGGAGAAAAUGAGGAUCUCUUGAAGAAGCUAGAACUCUACAAAGAAGCUUGUGAAGGACAGCAUAAAGUUGAAUGGGAUUUGCUUCAGAGGGAGGAAGAGAUUGCUGAGUUGCAGAAAGCUCUAAGUGAUAUGCAGGUCUGCCUUUUCCAGGAACGGGAACACGUUUUACGCCUCUACUCAGAAAAUGACCGUCUGAGAAUCAGGGAACUAGAAGACAAGAAAAAGAUUCAGAAUCUCCUGGCUCUUGUGGGAACAGACACCAGAGAAGUAACCUAUUUUUAUAAGGAGCCCCCCCAUAAAGUCAGCAUUCUGCAGAACAGUAUCCAGGCUGUAGGUGCAUGUGAACCGAAUGUGUCUUCUGCUUCCACAGCAGGUCCUAAAGUGAACAAAAAAAGACCAUCAAUGAGAGAGAAGGAAGACAGUUCUGAGCACUGCCAAAGAGACACACAAGCACUCGUCCUACAGGUGGAAGCGCUGCAGGCUCAGCUGGAAGAGCAGACCAGGCUCUCCAGAGAACAAGUGGAAGGGCUCAUGGAGGACAGGCGUAUUCGCAUCGAGGAGAUAGAAGUUCAGCACCAGAGAAAUCAGGACAAAGUCAAAGAGCUAACCAAGAGUCUCCAUCAUACCCAGGAACUGCUGUAUGAGAACAUCAAAGACUUUCUGCAACUGAGAUUUGAAAACCAAAAUAAAGAGAAGACAUGGAUGCUUGAAAAGGAUCAUUUGAUGUUAAAGAUUAAGCAAUAUCGGGAGCAGUCUAAGAAAAAAGAAGAUAAAAUUGGAAGAGUUUUCCCAAUUUCACAUGACAGUCAUCAUGCCCAAAAUGAAUAUAUUAAGUCCCUAAAGGAUAAGUUAAUACAAGAGAAGAAGCUGUCCAACAUGUACCAAGAGCAGUGCAUUUCCUUAGAAGAGGAACUUGCCCGAAUUCGGGAGGAGGAGGGAGUACGGAGAGAGAUCUUCAAGGAUCGCUCUAACAAGAUGGGGAAGCGUUUACAGAUAAUGACAAAACGCUAUGAGGCCUUGGAGCAUCGACGUAGCUUGGAAGUAGAAGGCUUUAAGACAGACAUUAAAGUUCUUCGACAGAAACUGAAAGAUUUAGAGCAAAUGCUGUACAAGGCAACAGUGGAUGCUCAGGCAAACCAGGACCUUGCCAUUCUGUGUGAGGUCCGCAACAGCAAUAGACGGGCGCAUAAGAUACAAGGAGAACUGAAGAACCUCAAGUCCAAAGUGUUUGGUCUGGAGAAUGAACUUAGGCUCUGUUGAUACGUACUUUCAGAAGAAGGGUCAUCUUCUCUCAGAAGUGUGGACCUGAAAUUGAUCAGAGUAGUUGUAUCCAUUUUUAUAAAGACAGUGAAGAAUCAGGGUGCAAAGAAAGCCUUCCUUGCAUGCCAAGCUUCUUUUGGAAUUGUCACUGUCCUGUUAACCUUCCUGGGGCAUAGAGAUAAAUUACCUUGAGGCUUUCUUAUAUUAUUUCUCUCAUUUGUAUUGACUAGUAUUUGCUUUUUCUAAGAAGGCAGUGAUUGAAACUCAGAAAGACAGUUUUUGCUAUGAUUUUCGCUGUCAGUUGGAGGAACACUUCCUACAGGAUUAAAGCCCUCAUUGAAGGUGCCUUCCUAGGCAGUGAAAGCUGUUGCUGCUGCUGCUGCUGCUGCUGCUGCUGCUGCCACUCCUCAAAUCUGCAAUGGUUCAGCUCUGUAACUUUCUUCAGUCAAAGCCUGUGCUGAGUUACCACCAGAGGGCAGUAGAGAUUCUACCCCUGCCAAGUGUUAAUCUGCAAACUAGAGGCGCUGCUGUGGCAAGAGAGGGUGAAGCUGAAAUGAUCCUUGUAUGAAAA